AUGAAACUUCUUCUUGCUCUUGUUGCGCUUUUUGCCGCCGUUGCUGCUACCGGCUAUGGAGUGAACACUGUCUCUCAGGAUACUAACACUGGAUACCAGAACAACGGCAGACAACAAGAUCCAGGAUACAACCACGUCUUCGACGACUUCGAUAUCCCGAGACGUCACCACAAGCGCCACCACGGACGUCACCACCGUGAUAGCUCUGACUCGUCCGACUCUGAUUCGCGUUCCUGGUCCCGUUCCGACAGCCGCGACUACUCCAGCGAAUACGUUUAUCUGCCAAGAAGUUAUGGAGCUCAAAAUCCUCCAUCAUACGGAGCUGCUUCCAAUGAUCCUCCAGCUCAGACCGCUUAUGGAGCACCAGCUCAAGACUCUGGAAACGGAUAUUGA
Molecule: messenger RNA, 393 nt
Organism: Caenorhabditis briggsae
Lineage: Eukaryota; Metazoa; Nematoda; Chromadorea; Rhabditida; Rhabditidae
Exons: 2
Coding region: 1-393 (130 amino acids)
Source: RefSeq, a predicted model, not a curated record